Messenger RNA from Fusarium sp. VM40, 834 nucleotides. The record is from the annotation of a GenBank genome assembly. NCBI's taxonomy places the organism in Eukaryota, Fungi, Ascomycota, Sordariomycetes, Hypocreales, Nectriaceae.
AUGGAGCAGACAAAGGCCCUCAACGCUCUCGAGCCCUUCCUAGCACUCUCUAAAUCCGCCACCUCUGACCGCGCUGCUGCCGACCUUGUAAUCAGAGCUACAUCAGCACCAAACACAUUCCUCUUCGCCGAACUCAUGCAAACACCCGCCAUCGAAAAACUCGCUAAAUCCGAGUUGACCUCACAUAGCGCGCUCCUCCAAAUAUUUGCCUGGGGCACAUACUCUACAUACCGAAGCACAGCGGGCUUACCAGAGCUGAACGAAGCUCAGGCAACUAAACUGCGCCAGCUCUCGCUUCUCUCGCUGGCUCGCGACCGAAAGAACCUAUCGUAUGCCGCACUGCAGGAUGCGCUGGAGCUUCCUGGCCCACGCGAGGUCGAGAAGCUGGUGAUCUCAGCUGUCUAUGCCGGUCUGCUCCAUGCUACACUUGACCCAGCCCGCGCUACUGUGCAGGUCUCUAGCGUUGCACCUCUACGUGACCUGGCUCCCGGCGCGGUGCCCGGCCUGAUCGAUCCCCUCAAGAUAUGGUCUGACCGCUGCACCACCACCCUCAGCGCCCUCGAGCUUCAGAUCAACGAGAUUCGAACGACAGCCGCGGCACGACAGCGUGAACAGCGGAUGGCGGACGAGAAGCUGCAAAAGUUGAUGAACGAGCAUCAAGACGGAAAUGGACCACGUAAAUACGAAUUACCAAGCAUGACCCGUGACACGGCGGGGAGGAGAGGGUUUAACAAGCGUUCUGUUAUGGAUGUAGGUAACCUGGUCGACAACGACAGCAUGGAUGUCGACGAGUCUGAGGAAGAAAAGAAGCGUGCGAGCAAGCGCAAGCUAUGA